Molecule: messenger RNA, 1185 nt
Organism: Aspergillus japonicus CBS 114.51
Lineage: Eukaryota; Fungi; Ascomycota; Eurotiomycetes; Eurotiales; Aspergillaceae
Product: putative meiosis-specific topoisomerase Spo11
Exons: 7
Coding region: 1-1185 (394 amino acids)
Biological process (GO): meiotic DNA double-strand break processing; reciprocal meiotic recombination; meiotic DNA double-strand break formation
Cellular component (GO): nuclear chromosome
Molecular function (GO): ATP binding; DNA binding; DNA topoisomerase type II (double strand cut, ATP-hydrolyzing) activity
Source: RefSeq, a predicted model, not a curated record
AUGUCAUUCAUUCCACAAACCGAGUACCCCCUCAACACAGCCUCCCCCUUCCCCACCGAAGAACAGAAUCAUUCUCGUGUGAAAGACUACAUCACCAACACCUUAUCCAACCUCCUCACCGAACUCUGCUCCCCCGACGGCCACCCCUCCAUCACGGUCAAGCCCCGGUCCACAAAAGUCUCCAUACGGUUCAUAAACCCGCAGACCGGGGCCCUGGAGACCCAUGUCUCCGAGGCAUGCACCACAUACACCUGGCCGGGGAAAGACUGCUACGAGGCUUGGAGGUUCACGGUCGCAAUGCGAGUUCUAAGCGGGAUCGCUGACGCGGUGGACAAGGGAGUGGUGGUUUCGAAGAGCAGAGAUAUAUACUACAACGACCCGGCGAUAUUUGGAUCGCAGCGCAUCGUCGACAGACUGGUCGAUGACUUCGCGCAUACGGUUGGUGUGGAUCGAACCGCGCUGAACGUGGGCGCAGCAGCCAAGGGACUCGUCGUGGGAUGUUUCCAAUGGAGGAUCCAGGACCCAGCGAUGGUUGACGAUGCCCAUUUCUUCAAUCCGGAUACCCUUGUCCCGAGACCGCAGGAUAUCCAGGGUCUGGAGGUUUCCGAUAUCGAGUGGGUGCUCAUUCUGGAGAAAGAGGCAGUGUACCGGCGCCUCGCGGGGAUGAACUACCAUGUCCGAUCUAUGGCAGGUCUGGGUAUUCUGGUCACCGGCAAAGGCUACCCGGACCUCAACACACGAGCCUUCAUUCGCCGGCUUUACGACGAAAGCAGACGCCGGCAAGCAAGCAAACGAAUACGAUUCUAUGCGCUCGUGGACGGCGACCCUGAUGGGAUGGGAAUCAUGUCCACGUACAAGUACGGGUCCCUGGCAUAUGCGCACGAGAACAGCGCCCUGAACUGCCCGGACAUUCAGUGGCUUGGUCUCCGGACCUCGGACAUCGUGGCAGGAGUGGACCCCUCGGGGAACGAUGCCCUCCUCAGCCUGACCGAGAGAGACAGGAAGAAGAUCCUGGCUAUGCUGUCCAAUAAUCCAGUGUGGGCGGUGGAUGGCCCUGAGCAAGAAGCACGGGCUGAGUUGCUGCAGAUGCUGAUGCUAAACGUCAAGGCGGAGAUGCAGAUCCUCUAUGACGGCGACGGGGGGCUCGUCCGAUGGCUGGACCGCAGAAUGACGCACUUCCCGUGA